AUGUCCACCCCUGUGGCCAUCCCCGCCUUCAAUUUGCUGGCACAGCCCAUCCAGGAUGUUCUUACUGGCAGUGCGCGUGUCGGCGGUGCCUUUGCGACAAAGGAGAAUCGAGUCAGCAUCAACACCGUGACUGCUGAUGGGAUUAUUCUGUCCGCCCAGGCGCUGGGCGCCACACCCUCCACUGCCAGCACCACGCUCAGCGUUAUCCACGCGCCCGCCAAGGGCCUCGUGCUCUCCAGCAUCCUGGGCAGCGGCGGCGCCACGACGCUUGGGGCCACGCUGACGCCCGCCAGCGUCCCGGGCCUCACGGCCUCCCUGUCUGCAGACCCCUUUGCCGCCGCGUCGGCCAGCCCCGGCAGCGACGCGGCGCUGUCCACCCUCAAGGCCUCGGUGGACUAUGCACCGCCCGGUGGCCUCAUGCACUUCCGCGCCUCCGCGGGCGGCGGUGCGGGGAUCGACGUGUCGGCCGUCUUUGCCGCGGCCGGCCCCACGCUGCUGAUCGGUGGCUCUGCAACGAUUGGCGCCGCAAGCGCCAGCGGCGGCAGCGUGGCGGCGGCGCUGACGGGGUGGUCGAUUGGUGGUGCCUGGAGUCGGAUGGUGGAAAGCAAGGGCGACGGCCCCGCAUCGCGCCAGCAGCUGACGGCCACGCUGACAGAAGCAGGCACUAGCAAGGGCCGCAGCCUGGGGAUCAUGGCGGCGCAGCAAGUCGGGGCCUCGGGGCGCACUACGGUGGCGGCCGACUGUGUCCUGCCCCUCAGGGCCGCCAAGGGCGUGGAGACAGGCCCCAGUGCUGUGGGAUCUGUGGCGUUGGCGGUGUCCCACCGCCUGGACACCGGCGGCCUGGCCAAGGCCAAGGUGUCCCACGAUGGCGCCAUCAGCCUGCUGUACGAGGCGCGCAUUCAGGAGGCCGUGCGCCUGGGUACCACGGUGCACCUGGAUCCCUCAGCUGGCUUUGCGCCGCGCCUGGGGAUCUCGGUUGACCUGUCCCCAUGA
Monoraphidium neglectum is the source of this 993-nucleotide messenger RNA. RefSeq lists its product as hypothetical. The record is from RefSeq and is a predicted model, not a curated record. Lineage: Eukaryota; Viridiplantae; Chlorophyta; Chlorophyceae; Sphaeropleales; Selenastraceae. The coding region runs from base 1 to 993 and encodes 330 amino acids. The transcript has 6 exons.